AUGACCCUUCACUUGCAUAACACCAUAGAUUUAAAUUUUCAGACAGGUCAUUCUACUCAUCUUCUAGUUGCAAAAAAUUACAAUACAGAUAAAGCAAUGAUGCAAAACAAUACAAGUGUCGAACACGACAAUGUUGGUCAAAAGAGACAUGGUUCGAAUUCAUAUAAAUAUUUACAACCAGGGAUAGUAAAAAGACGGUUGGCAGGAAAUAACAAUGGAGACAUUCACAUACAGGAAUCGAGUUCAAACUUUGAUCCUAAAUAUUCCUCUUUCGCAUAUUCAAGAAAAGAUCCAAUCAACUUGACAACAGUGGAUGCUCCGUUCAUCGAUCUCCGUCCCUACGUAACAGAGAACACUCCAAUUGCAUCUCCUAAACGUAAUGCUAUUAAAAAACAUCAAAAUAAUAUAGCAGUCACGCCACAACAAUCAUUGGUAGGUAAUGAUAUCGCCACGCUUUUGUCAAUGGAUCAAAAAGUUCUUUCAAAUCCAGAGAUUUUGAAAGCUACUGAACCGAUUAUAGAUGACUCCAUGAUUAAUAACAUCAGUCUUAAAAAUUCACUAUCAAGGGAAAGGAGUCUAAAUCCAGGUGUUAAUAAUAUCGAAGACAUUUUUAAAAUUGCUGCAUCCAAUUUCCCAAGUCCGGAAAAUGAAACUAUGAUAAUGAAUAAUAUUAAUAUAAACUCAACUACUAAAAACGGUAUGGCGCAGAAUAAAAUAUAUUCCAACGAAAGCAUCAAUAAAUUAAACAGAAAAUACAAUGAGGAACUGUUACCGUACAGCAUUAUAGAUAAUAGUUCAGAAAAUCAAAAGUCAUUAAAUAUAAAUAAUAAUGAUUAUCGUGGAAAUGGAAGUGAUAGUGGGCAAAUAAACAAUUUCGAUUAUAAUACUGAUAAUAAUGAGACUAUUGAUAAUGAUAACGGUAACAAUAAUCAUAGUAAUGAUAGCAAUAUGAGAAAUAAUGUCAAUAAUAGUAGUACCGGAACUCAUAAUGAUGGAAAUGGAUCAGGAAAUAAUAAUAAUAACAACAUUAAUAAUAAUAGUAGUAGUGAUGAAAACAAUAACAACAACCCAGAAGAAAACAAUAAUAGUAAUGGCAACAAUAAUGAAAUACCAUCUGUUUCAGUGCCGUUAAGGAAAUCAAGUCAGGUACUUGUACAAAAAUUACAGGAUAUUUAUAAGACUAUCGUCAAACAGGAAAUUGAGCUGCAAGAAAGAUGUGGACGAUUAACCAAUUCUCAAACAACUGAACUAAAAAACUUAUGGACAAUAUAUAGAGUGAAUUCAGAGUUAGUUGACAAUUAUAUCACAUUUAUUACUACCGCAAUCCAUCCAACACAGCCUGAGAGUGAUCAACAAAUAGGGAAAGAAAUCAUAGAAAUAUACAAGAUUGAACGAAGACUAUGGGUGUAUGGUACAAUUACGUUUCUCGAUUUGCUGAAAAACUUUUCUAAUUUUAUGGACCCGGAAGUCUGUUGCCAAUUUAUAUUCCAUGUUUUUAUUUCAAUAUCGAAUAUGUUAGCAGACAUUCCUCAAAAAUAUAGAGUAUCUUGGUACCAAAAAUUAGGUGAUUUAUCUCGUAUGGCUAUUGCAUUAUAUCCAUCCAACUUUAUUGAUUGGAAAUUAAGUGCUGAACGUUGGUACAUGGCUGCAAUGGAAUUUACUUAUGGCCAUGGUAAACUAUAUUAUCAUAUGUCGACAGUGCAGCAAAACACGUUGGAAGCCUUUGUAAACUUAGGAAAAAGUUUAUUCUGUAAAAAUACAUUUGUACCUUCACAACAAUACCUGCAAUUGGUUAUUGGAAAUAUUUAUCAGAGAGCUUAUGCAGACAGCAACAAUUCAAAUAAUGGUAGAAAUGACCAACUGCUGGUUGACUAUAUUAAACAUUGUGAAGUUACACUUCUACCAAAUUUUAAGGAGUCACAAGAACUACAACAAGUUGUUUUAAUGUAUUUUAUAGAUAAAUUUGGUGUUGAUUACAAUAAUAGCAGUAAUAAUAUGUUCAUAUCAAGGAAAAUGUUUGUUCAAAAUAAUGACCAGUUUAAAUGUUUCUAUCGCUAUUCAGCUGCUUUUGCAGAAUCACAAAUUUUACAAAUUGUUGGUUAUGGUAACCUAAAGUCACCAUUUUCUUUAUUAUUUGAAUUACCAAAGUAUCUAAAAGAUCGCAAAGAGAAAAAGGAAAAAAGAAAACCAAAGACCAUGUUGAUAUUGAAGAUAACUCAGCCACGACUUUAUCAUCGAUGGGUGGGGACGACACUUCCAACUAUGCCCAAUAAUAAUGUAUUUUUGACAGCUGAAGAAUUUUUUGAGAAUAUUGAUACAAUAAAUUAUCCUUCUUUUAUGCCAAAUAGCGUCGACAUCUGGAAUCAUUCUUUACAAUAUGCUAACCAUGUUUCAAUAAAAUGCAGUAUGAUCGUCUGGAAGAAAUUUUUACAUGCCCCAUUUAUGAUAGCAUUACCACACACGUUACCUUGGUGUUACUUUAUAAUAUCAAUCGUUCUACAGUUAGAUAAACAUAAAAAUGUAGCAAUGAACGAAUUUUGGGUUGAGUUUGUAAGAAGAAUAUUCCCAUGGAAUUCUAUUGUCAAAUUUUUAAAUGUUCUAUUGGCAUAUAUGGUUGAUAAUUGUUGGGAGCAAUCAAUUCUCAAUGAGUUGUGUCCAUUUUAUAAUAGUAUGUCACUUGAUGAGUUAUUAACCUAUUUCAAUGAAAACGAAGAACUCCCAGAAGUAUGGAAAUGCAGAGGCUCCCUAUGGUUUGAUACUAUUAUGGAAAAAUCUAAUUUGAAUAAAGAUAAAAAUCCCGAAGUUAUUAAUGGAAGUGAUUUCAACAUCAAUGAUUAUAAGGGCAAUGGUGUUAAAGAUUAUAAAUUCUUUGACUUCCCUAUAGAUGGUACCGAUUUUGAUGAAUCUGAUGAAAUUGGUGAACGUUUCUGGAAAAGAGCCGCUAGAGUUAUAUUCUUAUUUAAGAAGUUAGCAGAAAGUUAUACAGGCCUAGGUGGUUUGAUUCUUAGUUAUGAGGCUCCUGUUUUCAAUAGGAGAAAAGAUGAAUAUAAAGUAAAUACAGUUUGUCAAGAACUACUUGAAUUUUCUUUUAAGCUUAAUGCAAGCAGUGAUGGCGUCAUGUUAGAUGAUAUUAUUGAAAGUUUCGAGACUCCUGAUGAGGUGAAUUAUGACACCCAUAAAACCCCUAUGUUAAGUAUGGUUGACGGAGAUAGCAUUUUUGAUUAUGUUGGUUAUAAGAGAGUUUGUCCAAAUUUCUAUUCGUUCGAUAAAAAUGGUGAUUUCAUAUCAACUUCCUUUUUCAAUUCAUGGAGCAUAAAGAAUUUAACAAACGAGUUGUCUCGUAAUACUUGUUCUAGUAUCACAGACGAUGCAAUUUCCUCAGGUUCUGGUAAUGAUUCGGCGGCCGCUUCAACUAACAACGAUCCAAUGAAUGAAUUGUUAGUGUUUAAUGAAUGUUUCGAUCCAAAAUAUAAAACUUUAGAAGAAUUCUGGUCCCAAGAGAUAUAUCCUGAUUCACAAACCAAUAUAUCACUGCAGGGCAAAACUUAUUUUAUCCUGGAUGCUACUUCUUGGUUGAGACAUUUUGCACAUAUCUACAAGAUUGCAACUAGUAAAAUAUUAAAAUUUGCUAUUUGCUUAACUACUUUCCAAGAAUUAAGAUAUCUAAGAAAAUCUAAGGAUCACAAUGUUGUGGAAGCUGCCACUAGGGCAAUCAUCACUUUAAGGCAAUUGUAUCAUGAAAAUAAUUUAUUACCAUUGAGAUUUACAGGUAAUGUUGCCACUCACAUUGAGGAACACUUAGAAUUUGAAGAACAAAUUACAUGGAGAUCUCAUGUUGACGAAUUUGUUAUCGAAGCCGUUCUAAAAGCUGAAGAGAAGAGAACGGAUAGACUGAACGAUAUAAACAUGGAUACCGAUGAGAAAGAGAAAAGCAUAUUCGGUAUUAUUUUGGUAACUGAUGAUAUUACAAUGAAAAAUAAAGCAAUGGACAGAAAGAUCAAAACUUUCAGUACGAGAUUUAUCUUCUCUAUGGCUAAUUAUAUUAGAACGAUGGAAGAAGGUCAUAAUAAACUAGCUAUUAAUUAA
Molecule: messenger RNA, 4086 nt
Organism: Tetrapisispora phaffii CBS 4417
Lineage: Eukaryota; Fungi; Ascomycota; Saccharomycetes; Saccharomycetales; Saccharomycetaceae
Exons: 1
Coding region: 1-4086 (1361 amino acids)
Biological process (GO): nuclear-transcribed mRNA catabolic process, nonsense-mediated decay
Cellular component (GO): telomerase holoenzyme complex
Molecular function (GO): telomeric repeat DNA binding; protein binding; telomerase RNA binding
Source: RefSeq, a predicted model, not a curated record